Molecule: messenger RNA, 1345 nt
Organism: Morus notabilis
Lineage: Eukaryota; Viridiplantae; Streptophyta; Magnoliopsida; Rosales; Moraceae
Product: glyceraldehyde-3-phosphate dehydrogenase, cytosolic
Exons: 12
Coding region: 71-1084 (337 amino acids)
Biological process (GO): glucose metabolic process
Molecular function (GO): oxidoreductase activity, acting on the aldehyde or oxo group of donors, NAD or NADP as acceptor; NADP binding; NAD binding
Source: RefSeq, a predicted model, not a curated record
UCUCUUUCUCUCUCUACUCUUUCGCUCGAAACUUCUCGUCCUCUCUAUUCUCUCUCUCUCUUCUUUGAUCAUGGGGAAAAUCAAGAUCGGAAUCAACGGUUUUGGAAGAAUCGGUAGGUUGGUGGCUAGAGUUGCUUUGCAGAGAGACGAUGUUGAACUCGUUGCUGUUAACGAUCCCUUCAUCACCACCGAUUACAUGACCUACAUGUUCAAGUAUGACAGUGUUCACGGUCAGUGGAAGCAUUUUGACCUCAAGGUCAAGGACGAAAAGACCCUUCUCUUUGGAGAGAAGACCGUCACUGUUCAUGGCAUCAGGAACCCAGAAGAGAUCCCUUGGGGUGAGAGUGGAGCGGAUUUCGUUGUGGAGUCCACCGGAGUUUUCACUGACAAGGACAAGGCUGCUGCCCAUUUGAAGGGAGGUGCAAAGAAGGUCAUCAUCUCAGCUCCUAGCAAGGAUGCUCCCAUGUUUGUUGUGGGUGUCAACGAACAUGAGUACAAGCCAGAGCUCAAUGUUGUUUCCAAUGCUAGUUGCACUACCAACUGUCUUGCUCCCCUGGCCAAGGUCAUUAAUGAUAAAUUUGGAAUUGUCGAGGGUCUGAUGACCACUGUGCACUCGAUCACUGCCACACAAAAAACUGUUGAUGGACCCUCAGCGAAGGACUGGAGAGGUGGAAGAGCUGCUUCAUUCAACAUCAUUCCUAGCAGUACCGGUGCUGCCAAGGCUGUUGGGAAAGUCCUGCCUUCUUUGAACGGAAAGUUGACCGGAAUGGCUUUCCGUGUACCCACCGUUGAUGUUUCGGUGGUCGACCUCACAGUAAGGCUGGAGAAGGCGGCUACCUAUGAGCAGAUAAAGGCUGCAAUCAAGGGGGAGUCCGAGGGAAAACUGAAAGGCAUCUUGGGUUACACUGAGGAGGACGUGGUUUCCACUGAUUUUGUUGGUGACAGCAGGUCAAGUAUCUUCGACGCAAAGGCCGGAAUUGCUUUGAAUGAGAAGUUUGUUAAGCUCGUUUCCUGGUACGACAACGAGUGGGGUUACAGCUCCCGUGUGGUUGACUUGAUUGUCCACAUCGCUAAAACCCAGUGAAAUGGGUAAGACUGGCUUCUUCGGUAUGCUAUAAUGCUAAUAGCGUCCAUCGUAUUGGCUGAUUUUAUUCAGCCUUCUGCUUCAUAUCGACAAUAAGAGAUGUGCCACAAACGACUUUGGUAUUUGUGCCUAGUCUUUUGUACUUUAGAUCUUUGAGGUUUCAUUGUAAUGGGGGAAUACCCUAUGUUUUUGUUUUCAAGAGUAUUGAACCUGUUUGACGGUAUAUGUGUUUUGCUUAAAUUUUCUGGAGUUUGACUCUCU